Molecule: messenger RNA, 963 nt
Organism: Phascolarctos cinereus (koala)
Lineage: Eukaryota; Metazoa; Chordata; Mammalia; Diprotodontia; Phascolarctidae
Product: olfactory receptor 10A7-like
Biological process (GO): G protein-coupled receptor signaling pathway
Cellular component (GO): membrane
Molecular function (GO): olfactory receptor activity; G protein-coupled receptor activity
Source: RefSeq, a predicted model, not a curated record
AUGGGCCCCAUCGUGAACUUGGCUAGAAGCAAUCAGUCUUCAGUUGAGGAGUUUGUCCUCUUGGCUUUUUCCCAUGUUCCCAGGCUCAAGCCAGUUCUCUUUGUGUUGUUUCUGGGGAUGUUUCUAAUCACAAUGCAAGGAAAUGGCCUCAUUGUACUCUUGACUGUGGUCGACACUGCCCUCCACACACCUAUGUAUUUUUUCCUCAGGAACCUAGCCCUGGUGGAGAUCUGCUUUUCUUUGGACAUUGUGCCCAGGAUGCUGGUAAGCUUGGUGGCUGGAAGGGGCAUCUCCCUGGUGGGCUGUGCCCUCCAGCUGUUUCUCAUUCUGUCCUGUGUCACCUCAGAGUGUUUCCUCCUGACAGUGAUGGCCUAUGACCGCUACGUGGCCAUCUGCCACCCCCUGCACUAUGGGGUCCUCAUGAACCAGAGACUCUGCCUCCUUCUGGCAGCGGCGUGCUGGGUGGCGGGCAUCCCCGUUUCCCUGCUGUUCACCAUUUGGCUCUUCCACUUCCCAUUUUGUGGACCCCGAGGGGUUCGCCACUUCCUCUGCGAUGUGGCACCACUGCUGAGGCUGGUGUGUGCUGACACGGCUGUCUUUGAGACCUACAUUCUUGUGGCCACAGUGCUUGUCAUGAUGGUGCCUUUCUCCCUCAUCACUGUGUCCUACAGCCGUGUCUUGGCUGCAGUUGUCCAGAUGCCCUCGGCCACUGGGCGCCAUAAAGCCCUCUCCACCUGUGCUGCCCACCUUAUUGUUGUGGCUCUCUUCUAUGGCACAGCUUGCGUCAUCCACCUCCAGCCCAAGUCCAGCUACUCUCCUGAGAACAAGCAGGUUGUGUCCUUGUCCUAUAUGCUCGUCACUCCCAUGCUCAACCCCAUCAUCUACAGCCUGAGGAACAAAGAGGUGAAAGCUGCCCUGUGGAGGGUGUUGGGUAGGAAAAAAGCGGGUGCCCAGAUGACUUGA